CGCACCCCACUGAGCAGACACCGCCGGAGCUGUGCAGCCUCCGGCUCCCGGCGAAGCGUCUCCGAGGAGCGGCCCAGCGCGCGGAGCCGGGGCGCUGGCGAACCCCGGGCGCCUUCCCGCCUCCGUGCCCGGCGGCGCAAAUCCGCAGCAUCCGAAGAGCCCCCCCGCACUGCUGACGGCCGGCGGGCUGCCCAGCGCCCCGCAGCCCCGCAUUCCACCCGCGCCCCGCGGCGGGGGCGGCGGCGAGAUGGCUGCGCGCGUGGGCCUCCUGCUGCGCGCCCUGCCCUUGCUGCUGUGGGGCAGCCUGGACGCCCGGCUCCCGGAGCGCGCCGGCGGGGAGCUGCGCAGGGAGGCAGAGGCAUUCCUGGAGCGGUAUGGAUACCUCAGUGAACAGGCCCCCGGAGCUCCCUCCUCCACGCGACUCAGCAAUGCCAUCAGGGAGUUCCAGUGGGUGUCCCAGCUGCCCAUCAGUGGCGUGCUGGACCCCGCCACCCUCCACCAGAUGACACUGCCCCGCUGUGGGGUGGCAGAUACUGACAGCCAGGCAGCCCGGACUGAGCGGGUCAGCGCCCUGUUUGCUGGACGCCGGGCCAAAAUGAGGCGAAAGAAACGCUUUGCAAAGCAAGGCAACAAGUGGUACAAGCAACACCUCUCCUACCGCCUGGUGAACUGGCCCCAGCACCUGCCCGAGCCUGCAGUUCGGGGGGCCGUGCGUGCCGCCUUCCAGCUGUGGAGCAACGUCUCGGCGCUGGAGUUCUGGGAGGCCCCAGCCACAGGCCCAGCUGACAUCCGCCUCACCUUCUUCCAAGGGGACCACAAUGACGGGCUGAGCAACGCCUUCGACGGCCCAGGGGGCGCCCUGGCGCACGCCUUUCUGCCCCGCCGAGGCGAAGCGCACUUCGACCGGGACGAGCGCUGGUCCCUGAGCCGCCGCCGCGGGCGCAACCUGUUCGUGGUGCUGGCGCACGAGAUCGGCCACACGCUCGGCCUGACCCACUCGCCCGCGCCGCGCGCGCUCAUGGCGCCCUACUACAAGCGGCUGGGCCGCGACGCGCUGCUCAGCUGGGACGACGUGCUGGCCGUGCAGAGCCUGUAUGGGAAGCCCCAGGGCGGCUCUGUGGCUCCCCAGCUCCCAGGAAAGCUGUUCACUGACUUUGAGGCCUGGGACCCCCACAGAUCCCAGGGAAGGCGCUCCGAAACCCAGGGUCCUAAAUAUUGCCACUCUUCCUUUGAUGCCAUCACUGUAGACAGGCAGCAGCGACUGUACGUUUUUCAAGGGAGCCACUUCUGGGAGGUGGGAGCUGAUGGCAAUGUCUCGGGGCCCCACCCGCUGCAGGAAAGGUGGUCCGGGCUGCCCCCCAACAUCGAGGCUGCCGCAGUGUCACUGGAGAGUGGAGACUUCUACUUCUUCAAAGGGAGUCGAUGCUGGAGGUUUCGGGGCCCCAAGCCAGUGUGGGGUUCUCCACAGCUGUGCCGGGCAGGAGGCCUGCCUCGCCACCCGGAUGCAGCCCUCUUCUUCCCUCCUCUGAGCCGCCUCGUCCUCUUCAAGGGUGCCCGCUACUACGUGCUGGCCCCGGGGGGACUGCAGGUGGAGCCCUACUACCCCCGAGGCCUGCAGGACUGGGGUGGUGUCCCUGAGGAGGUCAGCGGCGCCCUGCCCCAGCCAGACGGCUCCGUCAUAUUCUUCAGGGAUGACCGCUACUGGCACCUGGACCAGACCAAGCUGCGGGUGGCUGCCUCGGGCCGCUGGGCGGCCGAGCUGCCCUGGAUGGGCUGCUGGCACGUGAACUCGGGGGGUGCCCUGUUCUGAAGGCACCCCCACCUCAUAGCGAACUUUGGGUGCUCUCAUGGCCAACGUGUGUGCCCUGCCCCAGGGGCAGAGCCUGUCUUGGGAGCCUCUGGGCCCCCCUGCAGAAGACCCAGCGGAGAAGCUGGCUGCGUUUGUUCCCUGGAGAACGUGGCAUUCAUUGUCUUGGCGCUGUUCCCCAGGACAUGGAAGUGGGGCUGGGAUCAAUCCGAGGAGAAGCCCAAAAGGGUCCCAGACUCCACAGCCUUUUUCGAAAGGACUCUUUCUUCCCUCGGGCUUGGGGGCUUUUUUUUUUUUUUUUUCUGCUAACGGCCCAGUUCCUGUCUAUGAGGCAGCAGCACUGGGCAACCAGGCAGGAUGCAAAUCUCAGCAGAGAGGUUGGGACCACUUUGCAAGACUGUUGCCUUCCCCGGAGGACCUUCUGGCUCAAUUCUUGGAGAACAGUGUCAUAUUUAACAGAGGCCCUGCCCCCAGAAAGCCUGGAUGGGUUGGGUACGAGGGUCUCCAACCUCGAGGCCCUGAGUGGGGUCAGGACCCAGAGCAGGAGGGAGACAGCUGCAGUCCAGCUUUCUGUGGGAGGCUGGAAUAAAGAGGUGUCCCCAGCUGGUGGGCCUGGAGGCACCAAUCAGCCUGCUUUGGAACAGCUUCCAGUGAGGGCAGGUGGGCGUGGAUGCUGGUGAGGUGGAGCCUGUUCUUACUUCUGACCGAGCCAGGGCCAGCAGGCUGUGAGUG
This is a messenger RNA of Eptesicus fuscus (big brown bat), 2539 nucleotides long. RefSeq names its product matrix metallopeptidase 28 (gene MMP28). The transcript has 8 exons. Gene Ontology annotation, cellular component: extracellular matrix. Gene Ontology annotation, biological process: proteolysis; extracellular matrix organization; collagen catabolic process. The record is from RefSeq and is a predicted model, not a curated record. The coding region runs from base 248 to 1810 and encodes 520 amino acids. NCBI's taxonomy places the organism in Eukaryota, Metazoa, Chordata, Mammalia, Chiroptera, Vespertilionidae. Gene Ontology annotation, molecular function: zinc ion binding; metalloendopeptidase activity.